This is a messenger RNA of Leguminivora glycinivorella, 3378 nucleotides long. It is a transcript of the gene Fmo-1, whose product is annotated as senecionine N-oxygenase. Gene Ontology annotation, molecular function: N,N-dimethylaniline monooxygenase activity; flavin adenine dinucleotide binding; NADP binding. The transcript is spliced from 8 exons. The record is from RefSeq and is a predicted model, not a curated record. Lineage: Eukaryota; Metazoa; Arthropoda; Insecta; Lepidoptera; Tortricidae. The coding region runs from base 165 to 1460 and encodes 431 amino acids.
CCUCACGACAUUUGCUCUGCGCUCGUGCACAUAAUAACAUCCCUAGUAAUUAUCAAAGUAUUAUACAGUUUAGGAAAUAUUACAUUAAUUUAUUCAGUUGAAAAGCGGAAGUGUUUUUUGUGAGUUUUGUGUUUGUUUGGAAUUUUUUAAUUAAUUUAUUCGCAAUGUCCCGAGUCUGCGUAGUGGGCGCUGGAGCGGCGGGUCUCUGCGCGGCCCGACACCUGCUCACCGAGAGCUGCGUGUCCCAAGUGGACGUGUUGGAACAGGCUGCACAAGUCGGCGGCACCUGGGUCUAUACAGAGAACACUGGAUAUGACGACUUCGGACUGCCCAUACAUACCAGCAUGUACAAGAGUCUCAGAACAAACCUGCCUAAGGAGAUCAUGGGUUUCCCUGACUUCCCAAUCCCGGAGAGUGAAAAGUCGUACCUGCCUGCGAAGGACAUGCUAGCCUUCCUCCAGCUGUAUUCAGACAAGCAUGGAGUCACAGAACGGAUUAAGUUCAAACACCAUGUUCAGCUGAUCAAGCCCCGAACCACCCCCUCCGGAGAGGUCUGGGAUGUGAGCUACAAGAACAUGGUGACCGGGGUCUCAGAGACCAAGGAGUACGACUACGUGUUUGUCUGCAACGGCCACUACAACACGCCCUUCAUACCUAGUAUACCAGGUCUUAAGGAGUUUGAAGGAGACGUAAUGCACAGCCACGACUACCGCGUGCCCGACAUCUUCGCCAACAAGCGCGUCCUCGUCGUCGGCGCCGGCCCGUCGGGCAUGGACAUCGCGCUGGAGGUCACCUCCGUCGCCACCCACGUCAUCCUGAGCCACCACCUGAAGGAGCAACCCAGGACGGUGUUCCCGGAGAAUCUGGUGCAGAAGCCAGAUGUUGAGAGGCUGGAUGGGAAGAAGGUGGUCUUUGUGGAUGGAAGCGUGGAGGAUGUGGAUGUCGUCUUCCUAUGCACAGGUUACCUGUACAACUUCCCGUUCCUGCACCCGUCGUGCGGCGUGGUCGUGGACGACAACUGCGUGGAGCCCCUCUACAAGCACCUGGUCAACAUCCGCCAUCCCAGCAUGUGCUUCGUGGGGGUGCCUUACUAUGUCUGCGCGUUCUCCAUGUUCGACUUACAGGUCCGGUACUACGUGCGGUCAAUGAACGGCACCUUCAAGCUACCCUCACAAGAAGCAAUGACCCGGGAUUGGGAGGAGGAGAAGCUAGAUCGAGCGGCGCGAGGGUACACCAAGCGGCAGACGCAUAUGAUGGGGCCAGACCAGGAGAAGUACUACGCCUCCCUAGCCUCCGAGGCGCACACCAAAAACCUCCCGUCCGUCAUCACGAAGAUCCGCGAGGAGAGUUCCAACCGUUUCCUCCACAACCUUCAGAACUACCGCCAGGACAUCUAUAAGAUCAUCGACGAUGAGACCUAUGAAGUCAUCAGUAAUGGACGCAGUGAGAUUCUUUGUUGACCCUAAACGGGGAACUAGGGUUUUUAGGUUAAGAUCUAGCUUUAAGGAGGCUUUCUUGACUUGUAUUAAUUUAAACGUUUUCAUGUCUAAGUAUCGGACUUUUUUAUUGUAACAAUAAUUGUAAAUUUAUUAUGUGAUCUAUCAAAGUCAUCAUGUUUACAGGGUUGGGCAGAAUAACUGUCCUAGUUAAAAUUAAAAAGUGGUAUAAAAUUUUAAAAACACGAUAAUGUGAAAAGUAGUGCUAUGAUUUAUAUCCAUAACAUCUUAAGUUUUAAAGUGUUAUGUAAUAUAUUUUAUUUGCUUUUCUUUAACUUGCAUAAUUUUAGGCAUUUUGCUGUAGAAGGAGUUUGAUUCGGCACGCACGACCUCAUCUGCUAAGUCAUGCAAUACUUGACUACCCGACCCCAAAAUAAAUGCCAGUUUUAGCCUUUUGCCAUCUCAAUAAAACUUUGCAUUUAUUUUUAUAUGUAAAUAUUAAUAGUUAUCGUGCGUACCUAAAGAUGCGUAGCGUACGUUUCAAGAUAAAAUAUCAGCCUAAAAAUUUCGACGAAAAUGGCACUUUUCCUCAUGAAGAUGUGGUCUGACUGAGUUUCUCUAUUGAAUAAAUUUAUGGCUAAAAUAUCUUCGUUUCUAUCCUUUAAUAUAACACCAUACUCAACAUCAGUCUGACAUUUGUUGAACUCCUGAAAUCGAAAUGCAUUUUCUUUGCAAAAUGGCCAUCGUGCCGCGUAAAUAGCAUUUUGUAUCUAGCCCUCACAUUUUUUAAAAGAAACAGCGUACAUACAUAAAUUAUCCUUUAUGUUUAGGUCCCUUAGUUCAUGGUUAUUUUGCAGUAUGCAAAAUGUUGUCCCCUCUUCAAUUAUAUUAUGUUAUUGAAUAUAUUAUAAUUUUAAGCACAAUUUUGUAUGAUUCGCCCAUGGUUAUUUGUAGCUACUUUACUGACACAAACCAUCCAAUUCCUACAAAAUCUUUACUUGAUUUCAGAAGAAAAAUACUUCUAAAAACGAUUUUUGGUAUGCAAUAUCAAAGCAAUAUUGGAUAUUAACUUUUUUCAGUUAGUUGAAUAUCUCGCCCAAUCCGCAGUGUUCGCUGUCAUAACUUCCAACUGUAAAUACUUUUCAAUUUUGUUAUAAAAAAAUAAUUAAACAGACUGUAAUAGAAGUGUCUUUUAGAAUUCGUGAAGGGCAUUAAAUUGUGGAUUUAAAAUGAUACACAAUAGAAAUCUGUUAUAUUGAAAUAGAUAACGACAUGUAUUACAAUAGGACAGUUAAUCCGCCCAGCCCUGUACAUCACGCGACAAAUUUUUUAUUGUGACAAUAAUUGUAAAAUUUAUUAUGUGAUCUAUUUUUGUGACGAAUUCAUUAGUUAUAAGUAUGUUAUAAGAAUUCUGAGGAUAUCUUUACAUGUAGUACAUUGACUCAUUCAGUGAUGAAUUUAUUGUUUCAUAAUAUUGUUUGUACUUAAAUUAAUGACUUUACUGUGUGUGCUAAGACUACAACAGUGAAAUAACAUCAUUCAUGUAUAUUUGUAUAAUGUUAAUAGGAAAGGAAAGCAAUGAUUUUGCUCAUAAGUUGUACGUAAGGUGUGUUUUAUUAGUUUUAAUAUUAUAAGUAAAUAGACGGAAAUGGGAUUUUAGAUAAAUUCUUUUAGCAUAAUUUUAUUUCGCCAAGUACAUUAAUGAUGAUAAUUAAUUUAUUGUAAACUUUUAAUUUCGCCUGUAACUUAAGUCGCCACUGGUAUUAAAUAAAACAACUGAAUCAGCCAAAAAUAUUUUAUUUAAGCGUAUUUAUAAUCUUUAUAUUAUCAAUGCUGAUAUAUUAUUAAUCUUUAAUUGUAAUAUUUAUGGCUUCCCUUUGAAUACAAUAAUUAAUUAGGGAUAUUGGUGAAAUUCACGGCCGGCACAUAUCAUAUCAUUGGA